AGCAUUGAUGCUGUUGCUGAUGCUGUUGCCCGGCGCCUGUAUCCGUGGAGCCAGACAGGGGUAACCGUAGCCACCGGUCCAGCAGCAGCAGCAGCAGCAGCAGCAGAGAAGACAGGGACAGAAGGGGGAGUGAGAAGGAUAGUCAGCAUCUCUGGGGAAUUACAUACACGUGCAGUGAGAAGAUGACUCUGGCAGCCUACAAGGAGAAGGUCAAAGAGCUCCCCCUGGUGUCUCUGUUCUGCUCCUGCCUGAAUCCACAGACAUUAGAAAAACCUACAUAUAAGGCAGAAGAUGCAGUGGACCUGGGCUGGUGCGCCAUCAAAGAUGUGGAGGUGAUUGAAUUGAAUAAGCGGGCAUCGGGCCAGGCCUUCGAGGUCAUUCUCAAGCCCCCGUCCUUUGACGGCGUGCCAGAUCUGAACACCUCCAUGCCGCAGCGUCGUGACCCAUCCCUGGAGGAAAUCCAGAAGAAACUCGAGGCCGCCGAGGAGAGGCGAAAGUGCCAGGAGGCCGAGCUGCUGAAGCACCUGGCGGAGAAGAGGGAGCACGAGCGCGAGGUGAUCCAGAAGGCCUUUGAGGAGAACAACAACUUCAUCAAGAACGCAAAGGAGAAGCUGGAGCAAAAGAUGGAGGCCAACAAGGAGAACAGGGAGGCCCUGCUGGCCGCCAUGCUGGAGAGGCUGCAGGAGAAGGACAAGCACGCAGAAGAAGUGAGGAAGAACAAGGAGAUGAAGGAGGAAGCCUGCCGAUAGACGACUGGAGCAAGGGAGUCUCGAGAGAGAGAGAGAGAGAGAGAGAGAGGGUGAAAACUUGGAGCUUUCUGAGUCGAUUUAAAAAAAGGAAUUUAAAAAACAGUGCAGAAAAAAAAUAAGAACUUGAACAAAGGGAAAGGCAAGUUUUCAUAUUUGAUGUAUGCUGUAACGAUUCUGAACAAGCUGUACAAAGUUAAGCCGACACUUGAUGUUGAAAUUCACAAGGAAAUCUGUUGCUUUUUUUCUAAC
Molecule: messenger RNA, 998 nt
Organism: Paralichthys olivaceus (Japanese flounder)
Lineage: Eukaryota; Metazoa; Chordata; Actinopteri; Pleuronectiformes; Paralichthyidae
Gene: stmn4
Product: stathmin-like 4
Biological process (GO): regulation of microtubule polymerization or depolymerization; neuron projection development; microtubule depolymerization
Cellular component (GO): neuron projection; cytoplasm
Molecular function (GO): tubulin binding
Source: RefSeq, a predicted model, not a curated record